Spodoptera littoralis (African cotton leafworm) is the source of this 4404-nucleotide messenger RNA. NCBI's taxonomy places the organism in Eukaryota, Metazoa, Arthropoda, Insecta, Lepidoptera, Noctuidae. The record is from the annotation of a GenBank genome assembly.
GUAAAGCUGUCGGUGAUUUGAUUGUAAGAAUGGAAAGGUUCCGGACUUCUGUUUGUCAUAUACACUGAUACACUGAUUAUAGUAAUUACGAAUAGUAUAGAAUAUACGAAAAUACUUACUGAAAAGUAAAAGCCUACCUAUAAGUAGAAAGAUUAAAUCAUUAAGAACUAUUUGCUUUGGAAACAAUACAAAAACCCUUAAGACAAAAUGAGUGGAAUUGUGAGUUUGACGCCAAUAUCUGUUUGUCUAUCUGUGUCAUCGUAGCUCCCAAAUGAGUGAACUGAUGAUUCAUCGACAUUUACAAAAAUAUGUUUUACUAAGUUUAUCUUUUCUCUUGUUAACAGAUGCAGAUCAGCUAUGCACAAAUCGCGGGUGUUGCGGUGCGGGCGCACGGACGCGACUCACGCAGGCUGCGCGCACGCAGCUCGAGUCCGCGCUGUGGAGCGAGCUCAGCAAGUUAGCUGACACACUCACUAACAGAGCUAUCAAGUUUGAUGAAUUCUUCAGGCGGUUGUUAAAGCAAUCACGAGAGGAGUUCCACAUGAUGUUCAAGAGAACGUACGGCAUGAUCUACGAACAACACUCCUAUGUCUUCGAGCAACUUUUUGAACAGCUUGAAAGGUACUACACCCGAGGAGACACGAACUUCGACGUGAUGAUGGAUGGGUUCUUCAGCAUACUCUACAACAAGAUGUUCACCGUUCUCAACUCACAGUACGAUUUUGACGAGAAGUAUUUGAAAUGCGUGAACGAACAUAUGCGAGACAUCCAGCCAUUCGAAGACGUUCCCAAGAAGCUGUCGGUACAGCUGCGCAGAGCUGUCGUGGCCACGCGCACCUUCCACAAGGCGUUGAGAGCCGGCGCUGAUGUUGUGAGGAGUAUGAUGCAGGUGCCAGUAACGUCCGAGUGCGUGACGUCAUGGGCGCGGCUCCGGUACUGCGGCGGGUGCGCCGGGUAUCAGCAACCCGCCUGCACGCGCUAUUGUCACAACGUCAUCCGCGGCUGUCUGCCCGCACACGCCGAUCUCGGAGACCAGUGGGAUGCCUAUGUCGACGCCGUAGAUAAAGUGGCCGACCGUUUGCUUGGUCCAUUUAACAUCGCUAUGGUGGUCGAGCCCAUAGACAUAAAGAUAUCCGAAGCGAUCAUGAGCUUCCAGGAGCACAACAGGGAGAUAUCGCAGAAAAUAUUCACGGGGUGUGGGAAACCCGUCCUGGGCGGUGGUGGUGGUGCUGGACCGUUCUUUGCACCAGGGAAGACGAAACGAUCCGUACGAGCCAUACCUGACUUCGACUGGCCACAAAGAGUCGAUGACGUUGACGAUUUCGAAAUAGAAGCUUCAUUCGAGAGCAUUGUGAACGAGGAUCCGUCAUUAGCAAGCUUACGGACUCCGGAAGGCAUCCGAAAAGCUACGGAGGAGAUGGCGGAACAAGCGAAGUCUCGAGAGAGGUUCUUACAGUACAUGAGGGGUAAUAUCGACCUUGAGGAGUAUGAGGAACAUGAGAGGAAGCGUCGGGACGCCGACCCAGAGCCCGCUGCCGCUGGAAACAUGGAUAUCGAUUUCAAGUCGUACGAUUUCGAUGAGAAGAAGGGACCUAAGAAGAAGAAGCCUUCGGCUAAAAGCGAAGAGAGUCGCGGGUCAGAUUGGGGUGGACCCGCGCUAGAGAAACUCGUCCGUGAGACUCGAGUGCGCAUGCGCAACACGCGUCGCUACUGGAACCAUCUCCCCGCACUACUCUGCACCUCCACCAGUGUUACCAGCUCACCUUGCUUCAAUGGAACUGAUGUUGCCAGCUACACUCUAAACGCAGCCAGUGAAGGUACAGCGGGUUUAGCUAGCAACCCCGAAGUGCGAGGUGUUGCCAGCCCUAUCGCGGUCGCCAGUGUUGCCACGCAAGGAGAUUCUCUACGGACUUUAACCGCUCGACUUAAGGACGCUUACAAUGGAGUCGAAGUUCAGUGGCUUGAUACCGAUGGCAAGGACUUACAAGUGGCCAACUCUUUCGGUCGCGAGAUCUUGGAGGACGUGGAGUCUGGCUCCGGGUCUGGGGAUUGGGGCACCAGCGACGGACUGCCUGAUGAUGACGAGGACAGGCUUAAUGGAUACGAUACUGGUUCAGGCGACAGUCCACCUGACGCGGAAGACGAGCAAACCGAACGCGAACCCGAAGUGAUGUCACCACAACCUCGACCAGUGACUGAAGCACCGAUCAUACCAUCCAUCAUAGACUCGCCUGCCACUAACAACGUCAAUGUACGCGGCCGAGUCGGACCAGACACGGACGUGGGUAUAGUUAUACCACCUCAAACUGACACGGGCGACACUCCAGAGAUCCCUGAUACAUCUGAUAGAGACAGUGAAGUGCCGCGUCCUCCUCCUCAAGAUAUACCUACAAGGGAACAGCCAGUCGCCGGCGGCGCAGACAGCCCGGCCUUACAACGAGCACUCAUCACGUACGCACUGCCCGUCGUCUGCGCCUGGUUCGGUACCAUAGUCACCGACCUCUUCUAAAGUCUCUUCUAGUAAUGAACGUGUAUAGGAAUCGUGUGGUUUGUAUAUAGCCUAGUCAGUGAGCGACCCAGGGAAGCUACAGCGCACUCGCGCUACUGUGAUAUUGUGGACUCGGCAAGUUACGGAACGUUACAACACGGACAAUGACAUUCAACAAAUUUAUACACAGUGCGUUGUGUAGUGAAUUAAUUUAUUUUUGUUUCAAAUAAUUCCGUUACAUUUCCGUACAACCCUUUUGAAAAGUGAACGACAAUAAAUGGGGAGUAUUUUUUUAAUCUGGCAAUUAAAUAUUAUGGCAUUAUAUAUUUUUAAUUUAGCUAAAAUUGAAAUCAGCCAAAUUAUGUAUUUAUUAAAUGAUCUUUUUUCGUGUAAAUAAAGUGUAAAUUAUACCGCGGUAGAUAGUGAAUGUAUGUUUUAUUUUACUAGUAUAUAAGUAUGUCUGUACGAUGCUGUAUAGUCUGUGGGUUGGCGCCAAAAAUGUUUGCUGUAAAAUUUUGUUUUAAUGAAUUUUACAACCCUUUUAUUUUCAUUUUCUUAUUAUUUAUUCAUCAAUGAAGUUCACACAACUAAACUAAAUUGAAUUUAAAAAAAUCUAAUCCUAAUUUUCAGAGAACUCAUAUAUUUUGGCACUUAACCACAGACUAUAAAAAACUAAAAAAAAAACAUGUCUAAAAAUGUACAUAAAACUUAGUCAUAAUUUGUAUAAGUAAGUUUAUAGACUGAUUUGCUUUCGAUUUAUAUUUUACACGCAAAUUAUAAUAAUAUUAUUUCAUUCGGACUAAGAUAAAUACUAAUCAUUUAACCGACUGAUAUAAUGAUUAUUUCGAUUUUAUUAUUACAUAAUAUGUAUUCAUAUUUUAAUUUUAAUAAUAAUAUUUUUUCGUUAAAAUAUUUAUCUACGAUUUUGGCUUCAGCUUUACUUUGCUAAGUAUAGAAUUUAAUUUGCAAUUUCGUGUCGCAGGCAAAGUUAUAAUUAAGGCAAAUGGUUAAGCGUCUGACAGAUUGCAAAUUGAAUAUUUUUUACACGUAGAUAAGUGACACCAGUGUAUAAUAUUCUAAGUGUUAUUUCUUUUUAUACGUAAUGUGGCGUCGUGUAUGUAAACAUGUCAUAUAAGUCGCAGCUUAAGAGAUACAUUCAUGUAAUUCCCUAUAAUUGAUAUUUUUGUUAAAAUUUUCUUCUUAAACACUUGGAAUUGAUGUUUUGGAUGUAGCUGUUGGAUAAAAAUCUAAGUCAUAUUGUCUGUUUGGUACAUUUUAGUAUAAGACAGCUGCGACAAUAACACGCACAAUUAUUUUUAAUAUUGGAACAAGCAGAGGAAGGUACUGUGUAACAAAUAAUCAAAUAGAAAGUGUACAAUUUUACACGUUUUCAACUAAUUUGAAAUAAUAAAAAAUAUAUUUUGAAAAUUUCGUUUUUGAUUUGGCGAUUUUCAUUCACACCUUCCUUUGUGCUUUUGAUGAAGUUUGACUUCGACCCGUAGACGUGUAGAACGUUUGUUUUAAAGUAAUUGUCGGCAAGAGGAUGCACGCAUUUACCGAGCAUAUAGUAUUGCUAAGAAACAAUUCAAUAGAAAAUUUAUGCAACACGUAUUUUAUACCCUUAACUAUAAAGUACAUAAUAAAAGGACAUCAUAAAUCGUAUACCAAGAGUACGGGGACCAAGCUAUAUGGUAUCGCUAUGUGCCAUCUAUUUAAGAAUUAUUUAGCGCACAAAUGGAAUGUACACCACGCUAAACGGCCCGUGUUUUAUUUCUAUUUAUAUGUACGUAUGGCAGUGAGUUCCGAGACGCAGUUUGAAUAUUUUAUAUAGAACAAUAAUGUACUUAUUUGUACCAGGAAUAAAAUAUUCUAUUCAGAGUUGUUUUCAAUUUAAUUCCCGAAUUAUAGACUAAACU